GUGGUUUAAUGAGAGGAGUCUAGAGAAAGAGAGUUAGUUCAAAGUUACAUCUUUUCUUCUCUCUUCUUCUCUCUUUUCUCCUCUCCUGGAGGAGACUUAGGGGCCUCUUAGGUAGUGGCAGCUGUCUGUUGUGGGUAAAUGUUUAAUUUAUUGAAAUGAAGCAGGGCAGACAGGCCAGACCAGCAGCACCUGGGGACUGAGACGGGGGCCUUGUGUAGGCCUUCUCUCGCUGUGAGGCACUGACCCGCUCACCGCCCCUCUCUUACUAAGAACUGCAAAUGUUGAAGGAGUAGGAGAGAAGAUGUCAAGAUGAGUGGGGACGUAGCAGAUUCUACAGAUGCUCGAAGUGCUCUAAGCCAGGUGGACACAGGAAAUGAUCGAAAUGGCUUAGAUUUCAACAGGCAGAUUAAAACUGAGGACCUCAGCGAUUCCCUGCAGCAGACUCUCUCUCAUCGACCAUGUCACUUGAGUCAAGGACCUGCCAUGAUGCCCGGAAAUCAAAUGUCUGGGGACAUGGCCUCCCUCCACUCACUCCAGCAGCUCGUGCUGGUUCCCGGACACCUACAGUCUGUUUCCCAGUUCCUGCUAUCUCAGACCCAGCCUGGGCAGCAAGGUCUGCAGCCGAAUCUUCUCCCCUUUCCGCAGCAACAGAGCUCCCUCCUCCUCCCGCAGCCGGGGCCUGGCCUGGCAUCCCAGGCAGUUGGGCGCCCUGGGCUACCAGGAUCUUCUUUAGAACCCCAUCUGGAAGCAUCUCAGCAUCUCCCGGUGCCCAAGCAUCUCCCCAGCGCUGGAGGAGCUGACGAGCCCAGUGACCUGGAGGAGCUGGAGAAGUUUGCCAAGACCUUCAAGCAGAGGCGCAUUAAGCUGGGCUUCACACAGGGAGAUGUGGGUCUGGCCAUGGGAAAGCUGUAUGGUAACGACUUCAGCCAGACAACUAUCUCACGAUUUGAGGCCCUCAAUCUGAGCUUCAAGAACAUGUGCAAGCUCAAGCCGCUGCUGGAGAAGUGGCUGAACGAUGCAGAGUCCUCCCCAUCGGACCCCUCCAUGAGCACCCCCAACUCUUACCCUGCCCUCAGCGAGGUGUUCGGGAGGAAGAGGAAGAAGCGGACCAGCAUCGAGACCAACAUCCGUCUGACUCUGGAGAAGAGAUUUCAAGAUAACCCCAAACCCAGCUCUGAGGAGAUCUCCAUGAUUGCAGAGCAGUUGUCCAUGGAGAAGGAGGUGGUGAGGGUCUGGUUCUGCAACCGACGACAAAAGGAGAAGCGAAUCAACUGCCCUGUGGCCACACCCAUCAAAUCAUCCAUGUACAGUUCCCGGCUGGUGUCUCCCUCUGGAUCUCUGGGCCCCCUCUCUGUCCCUCCAGUCCACAGCACCAUGCCUGGAACAGUAACGUCAUCCUGUUCCCCUGGGAACAACAGCAGGCCAUCUUCUCCCGGCUCAGGACUCCAAGCCAGCAGCCCCACUGCAUCUCAAAAUAACUCCAAAGUGGCCGUGAACUCCUCCUCCAGUUUUAACUCUUCAGGAUCUUGGUAUCGAUGGAGUCAUCCCACCUACCUCCACUGAGACCAAAAAGUUUCUCCUCUGACACCUGGCCCUGUAUUCCCCACCAGAAGGAAGGGAGUCAUGCCUUCUCUGUGUGGACAGAUUACUUUCAGGAGAGAGAGCGGAAGAGGAUGAACCCAAACUCUUGUCUUCGGAGCAAGGGCCUCCAGAGAUCCAAACUGUGAUUAAACUGUGUGCUGAUUCCUAGCGCUCUUGAAACGCACAUCCCUCCUAGGAGUUGGUCAUUUUUACCUUCCUCGCCUGCACCCUUCUCUAAAUAUUUCAGACAGUUUCCUUGCUGCAGUGGCCUUUGAAAAAGGACUUUUUAUUAUUCUCCAGCUCGUCUCCAGUUCAUUCUGGGCACAGCCAUUCACCUGGUGCCAAACUACCAGAGGGGAGAGAACGGGUUUUGACUCUGAACUUAGCCACAGUCCGAGAACUGAUUCUAGAAUCUGUGAAAAGAUUUGAAUCUGAUGUCUCCACCAAAGCAUUGAUUUUUUUUCUGUUCAGCAAAGUUUUCAUUUCACCCCACUUUCUCUUUAGCCCCGCCCCCUUUUCUAGAACCAAAUCCAUUCAUAAUCGUGUUCUCCAAAUUCCCUCCUCUUUCCUCAGUCCCCUGGGCACAUUUCUCUGCCCACAGGUGCUCUUCUGUCUGCUUUGUCUGCCCCAGAGUUCAGGAACACUUGUCUCUUCUCUCCUUCCCUGUGUUUCUUCUUCUCUCCUUCUCUCCCCUGUCUCCUGUUGCAGAAGGAGGAACACGAAAGCAAACACACAACAAUUAUGCUGGCAACAUACCUGUAUAUAGCCCUUUCCUUUUUUUGAAUUAUGUUAAUCUCUCCUUAAUGUGGAAUUUUCCAGCAAAAUGUUUAACUCAGGUGUGAAUUUUGAAGAUGUCUCUGUAAUAUAUUAUCUUCUUUAACAAAAAAGAAAGAAAAAAAAAUACCAAAGUGUGAACUACUGUGCUAGCUUCCACAGGAGUUCUCAUGCGGGCUGGGAAUCAUUGUUGAUUUUUGCAGGAACAUUCUUUCUCCAGUCUCUUUCUUUGUGGGCCAGUGUGUAGACCUGUAACAUGAAGCCACUGUAGAAAUGGUUGCUUUUUUUUUUUUUUAAGACUGCGUAUCCAAGAAAAUGUUGAGAUUCAAAGGAAUCUCUCUGUUCCUAAAUAAAUUUGUUUAGUGAUAUAUACAGUAUUCCACUAUUAGUAAGAAGCUACUACUACUAAGUCGCUUCAGACUCCGCGACCCCGUAGAUGGCAGCCCACCGGGGUCCUCUGUCCCUGGGAUUCUCCAGGCAAGAACACUGGAGUGGGUUACCAUUUCCUUCCUCGAUGCAUGCUAAGUCGCUUCAGUCAUGUUCAACUCUGUGCGACCCUAUGGACAGCAGCCCACCAGGCUCCUCUGUCCACGGGAUUCUCUAGGCAAGAAUACUGGAGGAUGUUGCCAUUUCCUUCUCCAAUUGGUAAGAAGUUUAGAUUAUUCUGUGUCUUUUGUUGUGGGGGAAUGUGAAUGCAAAUAAUGAAACAGGAUGGAUAAAGUGUUUCAAAUUGGUGGAUUAAGUUUAUUACUUCCCCAGCUGAUGCUGAAGAUGACAUACAUUAAUACAGGGCUCUGGAUAGUUCAGAGAUUCUACUCUUUUUGACUGAACAACCUUGAGGAAAGUGUAGCUAAGAGAUUGGCUUCCUCAUUUUGUAAGUGGGAGAAUGGUAAACGUGUAAGGUCAAGUUGUUUGGAGACUUAUGAGGUGAAGUCUGGGGUUUAUAGCUCAUAUCUCAGAAAUCCAAAAGGUCAUGAAAGUGAUAGAUAUUUGAGACAAGGGAUGAUUCAAAAGUCAAGUGUAUUUGGCUUUUGAGUGCACUGUGACUUUCGAUGAAGCAGUUGAGAGGCAAGGAAGCUAUGCUUGUGGUCUUUCUUGGGUUAAUAAAAACUUAAAUAGUUACCAUUUUUGAGGCAAACAUUGACCUGUAAGAAAAGGAGACCCUUCAAAAAUGUAAUGACUGAAGGGAAGAAAUGAAAAUUAGCAUUAAACAUUUGUUGCAAAUAGUAAUAUCCAAAGGGGAAAUCUAUAUGCAAAUAACCACAAAUUAACUGGGGCUUUUUUUGAUGGGGCUUAUAUUAAAAGUAAUAUUUCGUGCAGUGAAGUGGGAGAAAGCCUAUUGGUAGUGGUUACUUUGUCAAGAAAAGAUCUAGUUGAAAGGAGCUAGGUAUGCACCAAGGAGACAAGAGGAGCCUGCAGCAAUAAUUUAAUUGUAUAAACUACUCUGCCCUCAUAGGCCCAUCUGUGCAUACACACGUGUGUGUGCACUGUUCUUUGUAUACUUGUGGGUGCCAGAGUAGACUUUCCUACAGCAGUAUUGGCUACUUUGAUACCUUGUUCAGGUGAGUGCUGAAAGUUGAUGACCUGCACUGUCCAUGAAUCUGGUGUUCACUCAUUUGACCCUUUAACAAAUAUUUUAUUUUUUCAGAGCAGUUUUAGGUUUACAGCAAAAUUAAGAGGAAGCUACAGAGAUUUCUUGUACACCUCUUGCCCCCAUAUAUUCAUAGCUUUCCCCAUUAUCAAUGUCAUUCACGAGAAAGUAUUUUUUUUUUUUUUUUUACCAAGAAUGAAUCUACACUGACACAUCACAAUCACCCAAAGUCCAGCAUUAAACAUUUGUUAGCUUACCUUGGAGUUCUCUCUAGAUGUCGUACCUUCUCUAGGUUUGGAAAAAAGUAUAAUGAUCCGUAUCCAUCAUUAUAAUAUCAUACAGAGUAUUUUUCACUACCCUAACAACCCUCUGUGCUCUACCUAUUCAUCUCUCCCUGACACACCCUUACAGUCUUUUUACUGUCGCAAUAAUUUUGCCUUUUCCAGAAUGUCACAUGGUUGGAAUCAUAGUAUAUAGCCUUUCCAGAUAGGCUUAUUUCAAUUAGUAAUAUGCGUUUAAGUUUCUUUGAUGUCUUUUCAUGAGCUUGCUAGCUCAUUUCUUUUUAAUGCUGAAUAAUAUCCUAAUGUCUGGAUGUACCACAGUUUAUUUAUUUGUUUACCUACCGAAGGACAUCUUGGUUGCUUCCAAAUUUUGGCAAUUAUGAAUAAAGCUGCUAUAAAUAUCUGUGAACGGGUUUUUGUGUAGUCAUAAAUUUUCAGUUCAUUUAGGCAAAUACCAAGGAGUGUGACUGCCAGAUUGUGAGUACAUUUAGUUUUGUAAGAAACCACCAAACUGUCUUCCCAAGUGGCUAUACCACUUUGCAUCCUCACCAGCAAUGUUAUUAGAGUUCUUGUUGCUCUGCAUCCUUCUAGCCUUUGUUGUCAGUGUUUGGGAUUUUGGUCAUUUUAAUAGGAAUACAGUGGUAUCUGAUUGUUGUUUUAAUUUGCAUAUCCCUGAUGAUAUGAUGUGGAACAACUUUUCAUCUGUGUAUCUUCUCUGGGGAGAUGUCUAUUAAGAUCUUUGGCCCAUUUUUAAAUCAAGUUGUCUGUUUUUUUACUGUUGAGUUUUAACAGUUCUUUGUAUAUUUUGGAUAACAGUCCUUUAUCAGAUGUGUCUUUUGCAAAUAUUUUCCCCAAGUCUGUGAUUUCUCUUCUCAUUCUCUUGAUAUUGUCUUUUGCAGAACAGAAAUCUUUCAUUUUAGUGAAGUCCAGCUUGUGAAUUAUUUCUCUCAUGGUCUGUCUCUGGUCGUGUGUCUAAAAAGGCAACAGCAUACCCAGCAUCAUUUAGGGUUCCUCCUAUGCUAUCUUCUAAAAGCGGUUCCCAACCUUUUUAGAACCAGGAACCAGUUUCAUGGAAGACAAUUUUUCCACGGACCAAGGGGGAGCGAAUGGUAUGAUUACCAUCAUGGUUUAUCAGGAUGAUUUAAGCAUAUUAUAUUUAUUUCGCAGUUUACUUCUAUUAUUAUUAUCACAUCAGCUCCACCUCAGAUCAUCAGGCAUUAGAUCCUGGAGGUUGGGGACCUCUGUUCCAGGAGUUUUAUAGCUUUGUGUUUUACAUUUAGGCCUGUGAUCAUUUUGAGUUAAGUUUUGUGAUGGUGUAAGGUCUGAGUCGAGAUUCAUUUUUUCACAUGUGGGUGUCCAGUUGUCCCAGCUCCAUCUGUUGAAGACACUAUCUUUAUCCUAUUGUAUUGCCUUUGCAUCUUUGUCAAAAAUCAGUGGACUAUAUUUAUGGGGGUCUAUUUCUGGGCUAUUUGACCAUGGUUUUUAUAAAAGAAAUAAACAGAAUUGUAGUCUACC
Dama dama (fallow deer) is the source of this 5742-nucleotide messenger RNA. It is a transcript of the gene POU2F3, whose product is annotated as POU class 2 homeobox 3. Gene Ontology annotation, biological process: regulation of transcription by RNA polymerase II. The transcript is spliced from 13 exons. Gene Ontology annotation, cellular component: nucleus. Lineage: Eukaryota; Metazoa; Chordata; Mammalia; Artiodactyla; Cervidae. Gene Ontology annotation, molecular function: DNA-binding transcription factor activity, RNA polymerase II-specific; RNA polymerase II cis-regulatory region sequence-specific DNA binding. The record is from RefSeq and is a predicted model, not a curated record. The coding region runs from base 310 to 1563 and encodes 417 amino acids.